GUUAUUAAAUAUGGAUCAUUGCGUCCAGUCUUUACAGUCCUGUGCCAGCUGCCCCUGCCCCUACCUGCAUUAUAUGCCUUCCCCCUACCCUCCCGGGCUGUUGGGAGGAGCUGCACCUUUCCCCCAUAGGAUUGGCAGUGGCACUGCGAGUAGGCGGAGAUUCCAGGACCGGCCCAUUCUGCUGCUGCUGCUGCUGAGUGUGCGCUGCAAUGGGGGAUCCGGGGCUUCCUAGUGACACAGGCCGGACUCAGGACAAGAAUCUAACCAAUGGCUGCAGCGAUGAGCAGGAGCCUUUUCUCAGGAAAAACCCCCAAAGAUUUGUCAUCUUCCCAAUCCAUUACCCGGAUAUCUGGAAAAUGUAUAAGAAGGCCCAAGCCUCAUUCUGGACCGCGGAGGAAGUCGACUUAUCCAAAGAUCUUGCGCACUGGGAAAAGCUAAAGUCGGAGGAGAAAAACUUUAUUUCGCACAUUCUGGCCUUCUUCGCUGCUAGUGAUGGAAUAGUGAAUGAGAAUCUGGUGGAGCGAUUCAGUCAGGAGGUGCAAGUCCCAGAAGCUCGCUGCUUUUAUGGCUUCCAGAUUCUCAUAGAGAACGUUCAUUCUGAGAUGUACAGCCUGCUCAUAGAGACCUACAUAAAAGAUCCCCACAGACGAGAGUUUUUAUUCAAUGCCAUAGAAACGAUGCCGUGUAUAAGGAAGAAAGCAGAGUGGGCACUAAGGUGGAUAUCUGAUCGAAAAGCUUCCUUUGGAGAAAGAGUCGUGGCAUUUGCUGCAGUAGAAGGAAUAUUCUUCUCUGGGUCCUUUGCUGCAAUUUUCUGGCUAAAGAAAAGGGGUCUCAUGCCUGGACUCACCUUUUCCAACGAGCUGAUCAGUAGAGAUGAGGGUCUCCACUGUGACUUUGCCUGCCUGAUGUUCCAUUACUUGGUUAACAAGCCUACAGAAGAGAGGGUCGCUGAAAUUAUCGUUAAUGCCGUCAGAAUUGAGCAGGAGUUCUUGACGGAAGCCUUGCCAGUGAGUCUCAUUGGAAUGAACUGUACAUUAAUGAAGACUUACAUAGAGUUCGUAGCUGAUCGUCUCCUUGUAGAACUUGGGUUUUCAAAGGUGUUUAAAGCAGAAAACCCCUUUGAUUUUAUGGAGAACAUUUCUCUGGAAGGGAAAACCAAUUUCUUUGAGAAGCGGGUGUCAGAGUACCAGCGUUUUGCUGUCAUGGCGCACACAGAAGACAACGUCUUUACACUGGAUGCAGAUUUCUGAUUCGCUAGUGAAAUUGUCAGUAGACUAGAGGCUUUGGCAGAGGCAAGAGCAAGCUUGCUAUGGAGAUGGGCAUUUCUCUCCAAUAUCUCAACAUUGAGCAAGUCUUGGGGGCCAGCUCUGCCUUUGUUGGCAGCGGUAACAUCAGAAAUCCACAUGGCACUUUAAAGGUCCUCCUACAAGUUUGCUAAAUGGGGCCCCUAAAUCUGUAAUACUGAACGUUCUAAAAUACUCCUUUACAGCCCUUGGGAAUGGUGGUGCCCAGUACAACUAUGAGCCCUGAUACCUGCAUGAUGGGUGUCUCUGUAAGUAUCACAUGUGUAGCGAUCAGCCCCAGUUUAUUAUCCAAAGACUCAUUAUACGGCUAAAGGUGCUAAACUGCCCGAGUGCAAUUACCCAUAUCAGAUAUUUGCCUUCAUUUUCAAUAUCUUUUGGCAGCCGCAGUCGUGCAGUUUAGCUCCUGUGUUAAUAAAGUGCACUUUCCAACACAAAAUGAUGGUUAAAAAAGAAAAUCAAAAUUUUCUUGCCAUGAUUACAAUGCAGAGCUGAGAUUUGCCUGCUGGGAGCUGUGGGUGGAUUAUUUUGGUUAUUUUAGCUAUGUAUAGCUGCAACUAUGGGUUUCAGCACUGGCUAGACAUUGAACUGGCGGCAAACUCAGAGUGGGCAGUAGGGGUUGGCUGCAGAACAAUUCUAAUUAAGGUUCACAUACCUUUAUAAGAAAGUGCUGGCAGCCACCUGAGCACAGUGAAACCGCUUGACGUAGCAGCUGCGCUAUUUGUCCUUGUCUCUUCUCAGUCUCCCAAUGGAAGCUGCUUUGCGUCUGCCACUUACUAACUACCGGACAAAGUGUAAUGUGAUUUGCAACACUUGCCUUGGUUGUUCUCUUUGGACUGAAAUAUGAAUGGAAAUCAUUCGAUCGGUUAGAUAUAUUACAUAUUCUGUUCAUUGACUGCCCAGUGUUUAUAUAUUUGCACUUGAGUUAAACGGGGAGUUAGGCAGAACAAUGUCCAUAUUUAAA
Messenger RNA from Xenopus laevis (African clawed frog), 2265 nucleotides. RefSeq names its product ribonucleoside-diphosphate reductase subunit M2 B. The transcript has 9 exons. The record is from RefSeq and is a predicted model, not a curated record. The coding region runs from base 210 to 1250 and encodes 346 amino acids. NCBI's taxonomy places the organism in Eukaryota, Metazoa, Chordata, Amphibia, Anura, Pipidae.